UGAAACACAUACAUUAUCUUCUCCACUCUCUCUCUCGAUUACCUAGAACAAACACAGAAAAAUCACCAUCUUCACAAACAAAACCCAACCCUCAGCCACACCCCCAUCUCUCCUCGAGCUACUGGACGACCGACCACCACUACUGUCUGGUGGCGGCGGCGAUGGUAUGACGAGGAGGAGAGAGAGGGAGAAUGCAGGAGAGAGAGGAGAAAUCAUGGAGAGAGAGGGAUAGAGAGAGACUGAAGACGAAGAUGGAGCCGGCGUCGGAGGGCGACAGCGGUGGUCUCAGGAAGGCUCGGUGAUGUUGAUGGUGUCUCCGACGACGUUCUUAGAAGUUUCGAUUUGGGGGUUUUGUUUGCAGACGAAGAUGAUGGUUGGUUGGUGGGUUUCGGAGGAGAUGGGUGUCGGAGGAGGUGGUGUGUCGGAGGAGGUGGGUGUCGGAGGUGGAGGUGGUGGCGGAGGUGGAGGUGGUGUCGGAGAUGGAGGUUUUGGCAGAGGAGGUGGUGUCAGCUGGUGGGAGAAGAGGAGAAGAUGUUUGAAGAGGUUUGCAGACUUGGGUUCAUGUCUACUUGGGGAAGAGGUAGGGAAGAUGUUUUUGGUGAGAAACUCUUCAAGAAAACAAACAAGCUGCAGGAUCUGAAGGUCUGCACGCGUCUGCGCAACGCAGACAUAAGUGCUCAGAAGAGCUUCUAACCAAAAAACAAACAGCACCUAAGUUCCAGUCUGUUUAUGACCGCUCGUGCAGUGUUGAUAAGGUAUACUACUCGUUCAAUCGUUAUCUUGUGAAGGGAUUUGCCAUAAAGCAAAAAUGAUUUUUUUUUUCAAUUGAAUGGAAAGUCAAAAUUGACUUAAGGAUAGUGAUUACUUGUACCCGAGCAGUAAU
Molecule: messenger RNA, 883 nt
Organism: Helianthus annuus (common sunflower)
Lineage: Eukaryota; Viridiplantae; Streptophyta; Magnoliopsida; Asterales; Asteraceae
Product: keratin, type I cytoskeletal 13-like
Exons: 2
Coding region: 302-640 (112 amino acids)
Source: RefSeq, a predicted model, not a curated record